Molecule: messenger RNA, 1557 nt
Organism: Exaiptasia diaphana
Lineage: Eukaryota; Metazoa; Cnidaria; Anthozoa; Actiniaria; Aiptasiidae
Product: fumarylacetoacetase
Exons: 15
Coding region: 75-1331 (418 amino acids)
Biological process (GO): L-phenylalanine catabolic process; homogentisate catabolic process; L-tyrosine catabolic process
Molecular function (GO): fumarylacetoacetase activity
Source: RefSeq, a predicted model, not a curated record
CAUCGAAAGACAACGUGGAAGACAUUUUYCAACAAUUUGGCGUACAUUUAUUUAACAAAUAUACAGAUUUAGCCAUGUCCUUUGUCGAKGUUCAUCCCGAGAGCCAUUUUCCAAUCCAAAAUCUUCCUUACGGAGUGUUUUCCACCAACGACAAUUCCAAGCAUCGAAUUGGUGUAGCUAUUGGAGAUUAUGUGUUAGAUCUAAGUCAAGUUGCUCAUCUCUUUAAUGGUGAGAUCUUGAAACACCAUCAAGAUGUAUUCAAUGAGACAACACUGAACUCCUUUAUGGGGCUUGGCUGUGAUGCUUGGAAAGAAGCCAGAUCAACAUUGCAAAGAAUUCUCUCCAAAGAUGAGGCUGUAUUACGUGAUAAUGCAGAUUUACGUUCUAAAUGUCUUAUUCCACAAAAUAAGGUUACAAUGCAUUUGCCAGCAAAUAUUGGUGAUUAUACAGACUUCUACUCAUCCAUUAGCCAUGCUACCAAUGUUGGUACUAUGUUUAGAGGCAAGGACAAUGCUCUUAUGCCAAACUGGAAACAUCUUCCAGUAGGUUACCAUGGUCGAUCAUCUUCUGUGGUGGUUUCAGGGACACCUGUUAGAAGACCAUCAGGACAAACACGUGCUGAUGACACAAAGCCUCCAGUUUUUGGACCUUGCAAAUUGUUGGACUUUGAAAUGGAAAUGGCUUUUUUUGUUGGCAAAGGAAAUAACUUGGGUGAACCAAUUUCAAUAGAUAAGGCUCAUGAGCAUAUAUUUGGACUUGUGCUAAUGAAUGACUGGAGUGCUCGUGAUAUUCAGAAGUGGGAAUAUGUACCUCUGGGUCCUUUCCUUGGUAAAAACUUCAGCACAACCAUUUCACCAUGGAUUGUCACAAUGGAAGCUCUUAAACCUUUUGCUCUACCAAAUCCUGUCCAGGAUCCCACACCUCUGCCAUACCUUCAGCACAAGGAUAACUACACAUUUGAUGUCAAUUUGGAAGUUGCCAUUAACUGUGAAGGACUAUCCAAACCAGCUGUGAUAUGUAAAACAAACUUGAAGAACAUGUACUGGACCCAAAAGCAGCAACUUGUCCACCAUACGGUCACGGGAUGUAACACAAGACCAGGAGACCUCAUGGGAUCUGGUACUAUCAGUGGCGAGGCCACAGAUUCGUUUGGRUCAAUGCUUGAGCUUUGCUGGAAAGGCACCAAGCCCAUUGACAUUGGUGACGGGAUGACUAGYAAGUUUCUCCAAGAUGGCGACGAAGURAUUAUGAGUGGUUUCGCUCAAGGAGAUGGCUAUCGAGUUGGGUUUGGUAGUGCUACWGGCAAAGUCCUACCACCUUACAAUUUUUGAAUCGUUUCGACGAAACAAAACCAAGUUUUGAUUAGGGGCAUGUUUAUAAUUUUCUAUCACACAAAUGAUGUAAACAAUACUGGAAAAAUUAGACAAUCGUGUGUUAUUAUUAAUCASGAGUUUUUACCUAAUGUAUUGAUCCUUAAAGGAUCACGGAAGACUGUUUGUGGGCGUUGUGUACGACUGUAAGUGACCUAAUGAAAUAUUAAAAAUCAUUUAUAAACGG